Molecule: messenger RNA, 1170 nt
Organism: Angiostrongylus costaricensis
Lineage: Eukaryota; Metazoa; Nematoda; Chromadorea; Rhabditida; Metastrongylidae
Source: the annotation of a GenBank genome assembly
AUGAAACAGAUGAGCAUUCUACGUUUCACUUUUUUAAUGGUCUGCAUCAAUGCCAUGAUCUCCAAUGUCCUGUCGAAUCCAAGAACUGCACGGUCCGCUAGUGAUGACACCUUUGCAAAAAAAAUAGAGGAAGGCUAUAAGAUGCUUAAGAAUGGAUCGAACAUCAACGAAACAAUAGCGGUAGUCACGGAGUUACACAAUAUGGAAGAAAAAAUUGUCGAGCAGCUUCUUUCAUCACCAGAGGAGAACGCAGUUUUUUUGGAUGUGAUUAGGAACCAUACAAAGUUCGUAGGAAGGAAUCACACUAAGCCAGUAGAUGGCCGAACAAUCGAAGAAGUCAAUGAGGAGAACAAAGUUAACAUGGUUCUGUUCGAAGGCGACAUGAUUCUCACAAAAGAACAGGCGCAUCGGGUUAUGGACGAUUUGAAACACGAUGAAGCUAAACGUACAAAACGACAAGCUCAUCGCAAUGCUACAAGAUUAUGGCCGAAUGGAGUAGUUUACUAUUCGUUUGAUUCAAGUGCAACUGAUAUAACGAAGAGACUUUUCAAAAAAGCGUCGGAUGCUUGGAGUGGAGAUACCUGUGUUGAAUUUAAGGAGGAUGACAAAGCAUCGGAUAGAGUUGUCGUUCACGAGUCGCUUGGAUGUGUUUCACAUGUUGGAAAAGUAGGAGGAAAACAGAAAAUUUAUCUUGGUCAACUAUGCGAAUCGAUUGGAUACGUCGCACAUGAGAUCGGUCAUACAUUGGGUCUCCUCCACACGCAGUCAAGACCUGAUCGUGAUGAGUACGUCAGAGUCAUAGUGGAAAACAUUAGAGUGAGCAGAUUAGAGAAGUACUCAGUAUUGAUCAUUAAAAAGGAUUUUGUGCCGCAAUUCAGAGUACGAGGUGAAGACGUCGUCAACAACUACAAUUUACCUUACGAAUACGGUAGCAUCAUGCAUUACUCAGCAAGAAGCUACUUUAACCACAGUGCUUCAAUAUCGCAUGAACCUUCCGUUAUACCGUACGACGUGAACUACUUAGAAACUCUUGGAUCGUCGAUCAUCUCAUUCUACGAUAAACUUAUGAUAAAUCACCACUAUGGAUGUCUCGGUGAGAAAAAUAUCUGCCACUUAGAUACGUUUUCGACUCGUCGCCAUCUACAUGGUUUCUAUUGCUCUUUCUUGUAA